This is a messenger RNA of Hippocampus comes (tiger tail seahorse), 6975 nucleotides long. It is a transcript of the gene stxbp5l, whose product is annotated as syntaxin binding protein 5L. The record is from RefSeq and is a predicted model, not a curated record. Gene Ontology annotation, cellular component: cytoplasm; SNARE complex; plasma membrane. The transcript is spliced from 30 exons. Gene Ontology annotation, biological process: exocytosis; Golgi to plasma membrane transport. Lineage: Eukaryota; Metazoa; Chordata; Actinopteri; Syngnathiformes; Syngnathidae. Gene Ontology annotation, molecular function: GTPase activator activity; myosin II binding; syntaxin binding. Bases 544 to 4359 code for a protein of 1271 amino acids.
CCGUGGACAGCUCCAGUCUCACUGCGUGUAUCUGGGCUGAAGCGACAAGCAAUUGCAUCCAUCCACACAUCCAAGCAUUUGUCUAUGUCUUACUGUGGAUUGUGUGGACUCGUGUUGCUCCUACACUGUUAAAAGUGUCAGUUUUUUUUUCCUCCCUAAAGAAGUGGAUCCUCCCUGCACCGAGUUCUUUUUGUCUUCCACUCACAUCGGAGCAUGGCUGCGCGUCUCCGUGACUGUUACUGAUGUGUGGGAUGUUCCUCCAUGCCGCGUGGAUCCUACUUUAGGAUCUAAAGAAGCGGUGUGAAGUUUGGGCGAUAGGCGAGCUGCAUCUGCAACAACAACAACGGCAGCGGGUGUGAGGCGGUGAGUGGUCCAGACGCAUUCAGCAGCCAGGAUGAGGUGCCUGUGUGACUUUUUAAAUUGCACUUAAAGACAGAGGAGGAGCCUGACACAUCUGCAGGAGCAGACCUUCUUAUCGAGCAUCUGCAGAAAGCCUCAUUUCACACUCUUUCCCCACAUUAGCGUAAAACCAAGACAUCAGAAAUGAAGAAGUUUCGCAAGGUGUUGGACGGGUUGACCACCUCCUCUCCAGGUGGCGGGACUAUUGGAUCUCCGUCGUGUGGCAGCGCCGCCGGGACCCCCACCACAGCGCCUACCCCCAAAGAGAUCGACGUGCAGGAGACACUCGUGUCGGAAAACUUUCAGCUGUGUAAGACGGUGCGCCAUGGAUUCCCUUACCAGCCCACUGCUUUGGCCUUUGACCCUGUGCAGAAGAUCCUGGCCAUCGGCUCCAGAUCAGGUGGUGUUCGGAUACUGGGACGGCCCGGGGUUGACUGCUUUUGUCAGCACGAGAGCGGUGCAGCCGUUCUUCAACUUCAGUUCCUUAUCAAUGAGGGUGCGUUAGUCACAGCCUGCGCAGAUGACACGUUACACUUGUGGAAUCUUCGUCAGAGGCGACCGGCUAUCCUGCAUUCACUCAAGUUCAACAGAGAAAGGAUCACAUUUUGCCACCUUCCCUUUCAAAGUAAAUGGCUUUACGUGGGAACAGAGCGCGGGAACACACACGUCGUCAACAUCGAGUCCUUCAUUUUGUCUGGAUACGUCAUCAUGUGGAACAAAGCCAUCGAAUUAUCAACGAAAACACAUCCAGGACCUGUAGUUCAUUUGAGUGACAGCCCAAAGGAUGAAGGCAAGCUUCUUGUUGGGUUUGAGAGCGGGACAAUAGUCCAGUGGGACCUUCGGGCCAAAAAGGCCGAUUUCAGAAUCUACUAUGAUGAGGCCAUCCAUUCGGUCAGCUGGCAUCAUGAAGGGAAGCAGUUUAUGUGCAGUCACUCAGAUGGCAGCUUGACCCUGUGGAACCUCAGAAACACUUCCAAGCCCAUCCAGGUCACAUUCCCACAUGGUAAAAUACAGAAAGAUGGGAGGAAGGAAUCGUGUAAACCCAUUCUGAAAGUGGAUUAUAAAACCUCAAGGAACAGCGAGCCUUUUGUCAUCUUCUCCGGAGGGCUUUCAUACGACAAGGCAGGACGACGGCCCACGUUAACCAUCAUGCACGGCAAGGCAAUUACAGUGCUCGAGAUGGACUAUCCUAUUGUCGAGUUCAUGACGCUUUGUGAGACUCCUUACAAUAACGAGGUGCAGGAUCCUUAUGCAGUGGUGGUGCUUUUAGAAAAGGAUUUAAUAGUGGUGGAUCUGACGCAGAGCAACUUCCCCGUCUUUGAGAACCCUUACCCCAUGGACAUCCAUGAGUCUCCAGUUACAUGCACAGCUUAUUUUGCAGACUGCCCUCCGGACAUCAUCCCUGUCCUUUACUCCAUAGGAGCCAAACACAAGAAAACCGGCUACAGUCAAAAGGAAUGGCCAGUUAGUGGGGGAAUGUGGACGUUAGGCUCUCACACCUACCCAGAGGUCAUCAUUACGGGACAUGCAGAUGGAUCAAUCAAAUUUUGGGAUGGAUCUGCAAUUACACUGCAGAUGUUAUACAAGCUGAAGACCUCCAAGGUGUUUGAAAAGCCAAAACAAAAUGAGGGUCGUGCUGCAGAACUGGUGGACGAUGACCCCUUUGCGGUGCAGAUGGUCAGCUGGUGUCCCCAAAGUCGCAUCUUUUGUGUCGUUGGGAUCUCGGCACACAUCAUCCUCUACCGCUUCAGCAAAUAUGAUGCCAACACUCAGAUUGUGUCUCUCGAGGUGCGACUGCAAUGUGAUCCAGAGGAUGUCAUCUCUCCAUCGGAAAAUGAAAACAAUCCCUGCUUCUCAGAGCCCCACUCAGGCUCCCACUCUCCUCAGCCCCACCACCAACACCCAGCAAGCCCUGGCAGCGGAACACCCGAGUCUUUCAAAGACUGCACCCCUUGCCUUAAGGUAAAGGAUCGGGCGGUGCGGGUACCUCCUGGCUACCAGGCAGAGCUAGUGAUCCAGCUGCCUUGGAUGGACGGAGAACCUCCACAGCAAAUCUCAAGCCUGGACAUAAACUCCGCCUAUGGCCUUUUGGCAUUCGGGAACUGUAAUGGCCUUGCGGUGGUCGACUACUUGCAGAAAACCAUCCUGUUGUGCAUGUCCACUCUGGAUUUGUACGGUGCCGCUGAUCCCUAUCAACGCCUUACCCGCUCCCCCCGCAGGAACAGACAGUCCACCUCAGAGUUUUGCAUGCGCGGCCUGUCUAACUUUUAUUCCGAUUCAAAGAAAAGGAUCCGUACAUCCUACCAGAGCCUUACUGAACUAUCUGACAACCAGCAGUCUGUUGACACGGAGAGAAGCAAGUCACCCACCUCAGUUCAUUACCCAACCUCCCUUCACAAUGACCCACGCGUCCUGCCAGAGCCUGUGGCCAGUUUGAGAGCCAGCCACUGCAGCCCAGUCUUUUACUUAUUGGACAAUGUAAAAGGACCCGGCAGAAAGUUAAGUCUGCCAACAGAUCUUAAGACCAAUCUUGAUCAUGUCAAUGGACAUUGCACUAGCCCCACCUCCCAGCCCUGCUCGGCGGGGAAGCCUCGCGUCCCGAUGGGUCCCGAGGGGCCACGGCUUGCUCGCAGAGGCCCUGGCCGACCGCCAUUCCGCAAGGCCCAGUCUGCUGCUUGCAUGGAGAUCUCUUUGCCUGUGUCCCACACUGAAGGUUUUGCAUCCAGGAGGGCAAUGCUCCAGCAGUUACAUGGAGUCACAAUGUACUCUCACGACGAACACCACACCACCACUUCCUACUGCUGGAGUGACAGAGAGAGUCGCGAAAACUCCUUCAGCCGCUCACGUAGCUCCAGUGUCUCCAGCAUUGAUCGCGACACCAAAGAGGCAAUCACCACACUGCAGUUUGGAGAGUCGUUCGGGCGAAAGAGCGACACUUUGCCAACUCCAUGUCUGUGGGUUGGUACCAGCCUUGGUGUGAUCUUACUCAUCCCAAUGUCCAUACCCACGGACCUGGAGGAAAGGAUGGAGGAACCGGUCACCAUUGGUCCCUGUGGGGCAGUUCUGAUGCUAAAGGGUUCUGUGUUGCGCUUUGGCUUCUUGGACUGCAUGGGUGCACUCGUUCCAAACCCCUACGAGGUUUGGCGUGAUCUCAAUGCACCAGAAGACCCCGACCGACCAAGAAAGCGCAAGCUGGUGCACUACUCACCCUCAUCCUCCCAGGACACCUGCGGAGAGGGACAUCUGGCUAUCGUGUGCUCCGAGAGGCAGGCCAAAGUGUUCUUGAUGCCCUCACAGUCUUGCCUCUUCGUCCACAACAUCACAGAGUCGUCCUUCGUUCUGCGGGCUGACGUGGUGUCAGUGUGUAACAGUGUGUGCCUCGCCUGCUUCUGUGCCAAUGGACAUGUCAUGACGCUCAGUUUGCCCAGUCUAAGACCCCUGAUGGAUGUUAAUUACCUGCCUCUGACGGACAUGCGCAUUGCGAGAACCUUUUGCUUCACCAACGGGGGACAGGCACUUUAUCUCAGUUCCCCGACAGAGAUCCAGAGAAUUACAUACAGUCAGGAAAUGUAUGACAAUCUGCAGGAAAUGCUCGGAGAGCUGUUUACACCAACAGAAACACCAGAAGCCCAGAAUAGAGGCUUCCUGAAGGGCUUCUUCGGGGGAAAUGCUCACACAUUCGACAGGGAGGAGCUCUUUGGUGAGGCAGCCGCAGGUAAGGCAUCUCGGAGUUUGGCCCAACACAUCCCUGGUCAGGGAGGGGUGGAGGGCAUGAAGGUGGCAGCGAGUGGGGCAGUGGGUGAGCUCGCCAGGGCCCGCAUUGCUCUGGAUGAAAGAGGCCAGAGACUCGGUGAGCUGGAAGAAAGAACUGCCCUCAUGAUGACCAGUGCAGAAAGUUUCUCCAAGCAUGCUCAUGAGCUCAUGUUAAAGUGCAAGGACAAGAAGUGGUACCAGUUCUAGUUAACGGGAGCCAAGUGAGGCCAACUGAUGGAUUUCUGAGGGCGCUGUGCCAAGGGCAGGAAUUUUAACUCAGCGGAUGAGAGCAAUUAAAAGACAGGCUGAAAGACUUUCUCUUUAUGGCUUCUGAGCCAAGUGUGCAACAUCGUCACACAGUAAGAGGACAGGAGAGAUCCUCAUUUGAUCAUUUGCUGAAAAAGAUGGGGAGAAAAAGAAUGGUAGCAUUUAGAGGACCGGAUGUGUGCGCGUGUACCUAAUGUGUGUGUGUGUGUGUGUGUGUGUGUGUGUGUGUGUGUGUGUGUGUGUGUGUGUGUGUGUGUGUGUGUGUGUGUGUGUGUGUGUGUGUGUGUGUCCUGGCUAUUUUUGGACGUCACUGUGUAGAUACUCAACAAUUAAGAAAUCAACAUGACAUGCAUGAAACAAAAAAGGAAUGACUAUCAAAAUAUCAAACUGCCAUAUUAAAAAGCAGCAUGCUCACUUUAAUGCUACUUUGACAGGAGAUUCAAUUAUUAUUUUUUUUAAUUUAUUAAUAUAGCCAACUACGGAAACUAUGAAAAACGUUCUAUUUUUUGAAAUAUUGACGAAAAAAAUCUAUAUAUAAAAAAACAGAAAUGUAUACCUGCAUCGCUAAUAAGCCAAAACUUGUGUUCUUUUUCCCUUUCCUCGUUUUCCUUUUGACGUUUUUUCUGCGAAUAUUUCUUGACACACUUCAAAUGCACAUAGUUAGCUCUCCACAUACUAAAAUAUAAUAGUAAAACUUUGUUGAUACCAGGUACUCUUGGCUGCAUCAUAGUGCAACCAUAGACGGAUUUUGCUAUGAACUGCACCGUUUAAUCAAGUUUACGUUUGGGCUGCUGCGACUUUCCAAUACAAGAAAUGUUGGGGCUAUAUUCCCCUCACCAACUACCAUUCAGAAUUCAGGAUUCAGAAAGGAAUAAUUUGACAUGUAUGCAAAGGCUUGGGGAACACACCGUAUGUAGAUAUAAACUUAUAUACUCACGUGCCAUAAGGAAGACGAGUGCAAUUCGUGUGAAGUUACAAAGAGCUAAGUGAGUAAUGGUGGUCAUAUGCCUCCGGUUACACUCAGACGAGACAUUGAGAGAUGUUCAAGGGGCAUUUAAUGAGGUCAAAAACCAUGUUGUUUUCCAAAUAACGCUUAUGAUUUUACUUUGUGUGGGUCAUUCUUUGCGAGAUGCGCGGGUUUAGUGGAAAAUUAUGGUGUGUGUAUGUGGAAGAAUGAGUGCCACAUGUUAAAAACAAAAUACUGAUAAACAUUACAAUACAAUACGCUCAGUCUCUGCCAAAGCAAUUAAAAAGAACUGCCACCCUCUCAUAUCUCUCCAAUCCAGUUGUUACAAGUUGUGACUUGUGUAUUUUCAGGAUUCUAAUGGACCUGCGUGUUCAUAACAGUGAUUGUUGCUGUCUGUGUGAUGGCAGCGCAAAGAGGAGUUGGCUUCACCAUCCGUUCAACCAACUUCCUUGUGAGUCGUUUAUCAGUAAAUGGUUCAGAAAAAAAAAAAAGCAGUAUUUUUCCAGUACUAUUCAGAUGUAAGUCAGUGAAGAUGUUCAUGUGUAAAACAGCAGCAAUUUCAACUAAAGGCAACUGUGUUACUUUAUUUCAUUCAAUAUUGUUCUUGAUGAUUAUGGUAUCCUCUUGUCGCAAGUCCUAUAUUUGAUGGUGACGGCCUCUCAAAUGGAAGGCCCUUGUAUGUUAAAAACAGCAAUUGUUUCAUGAUACAUGGUGGUGUAUCAUAUUGUGAUUGUGUUGUACAUGUCAGUGCUACGCGACAGAGGCCAACGACAUCGAGUGAAGAGGAUUUUUUUUUUGUACCUGUGUCUUUGUAUUUUAAAAUGAUCUGAAAAAAAAAUCUCUUACACAUCAGGCCUUUAUGCACACAAGCAUCGACACAAAUUAAUCACUGCGCCUUGUUUAUGUUGAUAGCGCACCUGCAUCGAGGUACACCAACAUACACAUGCAAAGUACAGUGAAACAUAACCGCAGUGAUGUCUCCUUGCAUUAUUAGACAUUUAGACCUGCUUGUCAGGCUACCGAGACUCAUUAUUUUCACCCAUACACUUCAAUAGAUGAGACACGCACAUUUUCUGACUGACAUUUAUUUUGACUCAAUGAGACAUCUUGAACUUGUCAAAAAUGGUUCUCAUUCAAUUAAGUUUAUUUUCGACACAGUCUGAAUGGAAUAAAAAAAGGUAUAAAGAAAAAAAAAUGUGACCUCAGUUGACAGGGUGUUUUAUUUAAAUGUUUUUGUUUUCUUUGUUUUUAUAUAUUAACUGUACUUUUCAAUGUUGGGUGAGACAAGCAAAAAUGUGAUACAGAUGGGGUAUUUUUCUCUAUAUAUGUUGUACCUGUCACUGCUGGUACUCCGUUUCUGUCUAAACCACUGAAACGUUGUUGUUCUUCACACAGUAAAUACCCUUGGGGGAAAAAAAACAUUCUCAAGUUUUCUGGAUUAUGGCAGCAAAGUUUGUCUUCUUUAAAUGGAUUCUACCACUUUUUCUUCUUAAUAUUAUACUAGUGUAAUAGAGAUUACUUGACUAAAAGAGCUGAACAUAUGUUGAUGCAGAAGCAAACUGAUAAUAAACAUGGAUUGAUGUACAUCA